AUGGGUGGAUUUUUGAGAACCAAACAAGGAAGCCUUGUGAAUAUUCGUGAACUUGUGUUUGCUUCGACUGUUAACAUACUCGGUAACAUUUGUUUCUCCAAAGACUUUAUUGAUUUGGACGAUGAUCAUAAGGAAAGAAGAGGAUUGAAACAAGCUCUUUAUAGGUUGAUGAAGCUGGGAACUACUCCAAAUAUAGCCGAUUUUUAUCCUAGAUUCGAAGACCCUCAAGGUUUAAAGAGGAAGACUUCAGAGGCUAUGAAUGAAGCCUUUGGCGCAUGGGAACAUAUAAUCAAGGAAAGAAGAGCAACCAGAGAAGCCCAAAAAGAUAUAGAUUCUUCUGAUGAACAAGAUUUCUUGGACACCAUGCUCGGAUCUGGGUUUUCAGAUCUCCAGAUUAACCAACUAACCGUGGAAUUAUUCUCAGGGGGAACACACAGUACAACAUCAACGAUCGAGUGGGCAUUAGCAGAGUUGCUCAAGAACAAAGAAGCCAUGUUCGCACUCCGAGAAGAGCUCAAAAAAGAAAUCGGUUUGACAAAUUACAUCAAGGAAUCACAGGAAAGAGGAUGUGUCCAGGGUAUCCCUAUGCGAUUAAGCAAAUCCACCUUAUGUUGGCUUCUUUGGUCCAAAACUUUGAUUGGUUUCUUCCAAACAACAUUGAAGAUCUUUCCAAACUAG
This is a messenger RNA of Lactuca virosa, 678 nucleotides long. NCBI's taxonomy places the organism in Eukaryota, Viridiplantae, Streptophyta, Magnoliopsida, Asterales, Asteraceae. The record is from the annotation of a GenBank genome assembly.